CAUUAAGUAACAUGUGUAUAUGGUCUUUAUAGUAAAUAAACAGCUAUGAAGCUUUUAAAAAGAAAUUUUUUUGGUUUGAUGAGUUAGCGAGUAUUAACGAUUCAUUUUUUAAUAUUAUUUUUUGUUUGUUUUGAGAAUCUCUAAAGACGAUAAUGUGUUUGAUGAAGAAGUUGUGUCUCUUAAUCGCAACAUUAAUCACUGGGAUGAUAGGCGUCGGCAUGAUUAUACUCGGGAGGAAGAAAAUGAACGAAGUUGUCUUUCUUGACGCUUUCCUCGAAGAUCAUAUUCAUAUAGGAAGGACUUUUAUCAGCUUGGGGUUUGUACUUUUCGUUAUAGCUUCCAUCGGCCUGGUCGGCUUGAUAUGCCACGUCAGCCUCUUGCUCCAAAUAUACGCAUGUCUGAUGUUGGCGAUGGUCGUAACACAAAUCGUGGUCGGCGUUGCUGUAUUUUCGCGCAUGGAAAGUAUCAAACAGGCUCUCUAUAAGACACUAGAGGAAAAGUUCAGAACCUAUGACGAGCACAAAGCGGAAAUAGACAAACUACAGUCGGUCCUGUUAUGCUGCGGUAUGUCCGGCCCUAAAGAGUGGAAAAUAAAGGAACUACCACCGUCUUGUUGCGGCCAGACAUCAGGUAGUUGUUCCGUAAAGUCGGCGUACACUGCUUCUUGCUCCGUCAGGGCAAAACAAACAGUCAAAAUCGGCAUCUAUUUCGUGGGUAUCCUUUUCUUAAUUCUCGUCCUGUUUGAAACGAAAUGUGUCAUUUUAGCCUGUUGCUUGAGCGAUUUAUGUGCCUUGUGUUCACUUUGUGCGGGAUGGGGAACACCGCCAGAGAAGCCGCAACCCGAGAAGCCGCAACCCGUAACCAAAACGCCGUCACCGUCGUCCACCGACUCAAAAGAUUCUACUUCAUCAGAAGAAAACGAGGAAAAAGAAAAUGAGGUCGCAAGAAGUGAAUCCAAACAUAAAAAAUAAAAACACAUUAAAAACAAAAGGUUCUUUUUAAUCUGUAAAAUGGUUGGAUUGUUCAAAAAUUUCAUGUGGAGGUGAUCGACAAUAUGACAAACAUAUUAUUACUUCCAGUAACAUAUGUGAUAUACAUAAUUCCUUUACUAUUUUUACUUAUGUUGUUUUAGGUUGUAGCAAAAAAUUUCAGGGAGUAAAUCUCGUUUUUCUAGCUAAUUUUGUACAACGCGUUGAGGAAAGCAAUUAUCGAUCGAGGCAGUUCGUUCCCGAGUCUGGGUAUGUUGUGUCUAUUUCGGAAUCUACGUGUCGAGGCAAUUUUAGAAAGGGCAAGUGAAACAAGGAUUUUAUUUAAGGAUUUGAAAGGAUGUCAUUUGGGUCUGGUGGCACCCGGGGCUCAUCGAUGAGCAGGCGAUAAGGCCUUCUAUUAAACAAAUCAGUUUAUUCAUGUCGUCGUGAAAUUUGAUUCGUACGGACGUUAUUCCUGGCUUGUUUUCUUCUGAUUUUCGUGGAUUCUAGUUAUUUUCAUAUUUUCAGCCAUCAACAAAUUCGUUCCUCUGUACUGUCUAACCAAAUGUCACGAGAUUUAAGCCGGCUCCGCGUAAAAUGAUUUUUUUUAACAAUUAGAACAUGUUACGAUAGUGUCAUGAACCGACG
Molecule: messenger RNA, 1616 nt
Organism: Cimex lectularius (bed bug)
Lineage: Eukaryota; Metazoa; Arthropoda; Insecta; Hemiptera; Cimicidae
Product: tetraspanin-6-like
Exons: 1
Coding region: 153-971 (272 amino acids)
Cellular component (GO): membrane
Source: RefSeq, a predicted model, not a curated record